UUCGCGAAAGCAUGUUUGCAUGUUGUUUGAAAGUUUGCUUUUUUUACAGGUUGCAGAUUUCAAACUCGUUCUUUUUCGCAAAUUUUUACUCUAGUCAAUAAUAAUAAUAAUAAAAAUAAUAAAGAAAAAAAGUGGAAUAAAACAGGAAGAAUAUAUGCAGACGUGACUUUCAUGUGACUUGUUGCAAAAAUUGAAAGUUGAAGCCAAGAUGGAUGAUAACAUGAUGAUGGAUGAUGUAGGGAUGAACAUGCACAGCAAUUCUACCAUGAUGAUGAUGAUGAUGAUGCAAAUGUAUUUUACUGCGGAUAAAAAAGUAACGAUGCUGUUCAAACAAUGGAAAACGACCACUGUUGCAGAAUUAUUUGGCACGUGUGUGUUUUGUUUCUUUAUGGCUAUGCUGUACGAAGGCUUCAAAUCUUGGCGACUUUCUUUAAUAAAAAAGAAAAAAUCGAUUCUUACUGGUCAACGUAACGGACGAUACGAAGCUAUUGAUGCGGACGUCAAGGAACCUUCUGCAAAGCGAAUGCAUCUGACCACGCACUCCAUCCAGACACUCCUCCACAUGUUCCAAUUAACAGCAGGUUACUUGCUUAUGUUGGCUGUGAUGACGUAUAACGUUUGGAUUGGCGUCUCCAUUAUUUUAGGAUCUGGUCUCGGUUACUUUAUCUUCUCAUGGGCACCCCUAACAAUGGAGGAGACCAUGGGUGACCAUUGCAAUAUGUGAUUAGCGCCUAGACUUCUACACCACCUUCAUAGCGAACAAGAAGAAAUAAGCCCACAUACAACGCAUGAGACAAAAGAUACUUUGUGUUCUAAAUAAGUCUGUGUUUAUACUAAGUUUUCUAGUGAUGUUUUUUAUGUGUUUUUUAUUGUUGUUUAAAAUGUAAGCAUUAAAACA
Hydractinia symbiolongicarpus is the source of this 898-nucleotide messenger RNA. RefSeq names its product high affinity copper uptake protein 1-like. The record is from RefSeq and is a predicted model, not a curated record. Gene Ontology annotation, cellular component: membrane. Gene Ontology annotation, biological process: copper ion transmembrane transport. Gene Ontology annotation, molecular function: copper ion transmembrane transporter activity. Bases 209 to 724 code for a protein of 171 amino acids. The transcript is spliced from 7 exons. Lineage: Eukaryota; Metazoa; Cnidaria; Hydrozoa; Anthoathecata; Hydractiniidae.